GGAGCCGACGGCGUCUCCAGCUUUCAGUCGGGUCUCGUCGAAGGCGCAUCAACGACAAUAUGGUUCGAAAGCCGGCUGUGCAGCGCCUGCUGUUGCUGCUCGUGCUGUCCCGUGGUGGCGGAGACGCGCAGGAGAUGCGCGUCGAGCCCGGACAGGCGCCGCCCGAAUGCCGGGACACGCACGGCCACCUGCCCGGCGGUGCGCUGAGCUACGGCUACACCAAAGCGCUGCUGGGGCGCCUCGAAGCCUGCGUCCUCUUCAACCGACGGUUCAUGGCAGAGAAUCUGCCUAUUGAACUGCCGGACCUGACGGUGCCGCCCAAGAUCCAGGUGCCACCAUCUAGUGAACUAAAGCGACUGACCGAGGAGCAGGCGUUCCUGCGCAUCUACCAGCUGCUGGUAGCGUACACCACGUUUGCCCAGCACAUGGCCAACACAAGCCAUGGUAUAGCGAGCUGCAGCGGCCACGCCAUCGCAGCGACCAGCAAGCGCAGCGCCGCGGGCGCCGCCACGGCCCUGCAGGUGGCGACCAACAGCCAACGGAACGCCGACCAACUGCAGGAGCUCCGCUGCGACGUGCGGCUGUCGAGCGCGGCGCACGGCAGCCAGGCGCAGUUCGCGGCGGCCGAUGCCAGCGCAGUGGGCCUCAUCCUGGACACGUACGCGGACUGCUCCAAACGCCUGCUGGCGCACUACAGCGUGGCAGUGGGCGUGCAGCAGCUUCUGCGUUCAGUGCACGGGUACCUGCUGCACUUGGUGCGCCUCAAGAGCCCCUACCCGGGAGCCGACAACGCCGAGCCCCCCGAGGUCUUCGAGCAGGCCUCGUACUGAGACUCAGUACCGCUUCACUCGUGUCCCUCGCAAGCAAGGUGACUGGCCAAAGAGGUCACCACCUCUGUCUGACCAAUAGUCGCCAGGAAAAAAAAGAAGAGCAAAUGUGGCACAACUCCUAAUACAUGCCAAAUGUACGGCCACUAUCAACUGCAGUGUGCCAAACUAACGGCUACAGUGAGAUGGAAAAGGACUUUGUCGGCUUCGUAGCCCCUUUAUGACUCAAUAAAACAAGAGCGCCUUCGCCCUGCGUUGUUGGGA
Messenger RNA from Dermacentor andersoni, 1091 nucleotides. RefSeq lists its product as uncharacterized. NCBI's taxonomy places the organism in Eukaryota, Metazoa, Arthropoda, Arachnida, Ixodida, Ixodidae. The record is from RefSeq and is a predicted model, not a curated record.